ACAUGUAUGCCACAUCUGAACCACAUAUUGACUACUCCCACAGUUGGGGUAUGUUCUCAAUCUGUCUUCGGUUUUGCAGCUUGAUUUGUUCUUGACGAGGCUCCCGAUAAAGGCGUCAACCGCGCUACUCUCGCUGGAUGUCGCGUCCCCAGCAGUCAGCCGACACCACUGGAACUCCGCAGUAGCCAUGAGUGUUUUCCCACAAUCUCUGAGGCCGAACCGUCACCCAAUAUCACAUAUCAUUUGCAAGCACACGGGCCACCGCAGGACGGGGCGAGCAGGCUAUCACACCGAGAUGUGGCUUGCAUGGCUAGCAAUCUCCCUUUCUUUCACUAUCCUCGGCAAGGAGGAAAACACAAGAGACACCGGCCAAAUGAUGCCCACCCUUAGGACGGAGGGGCUUUCAAAAGGAGAUUGAUGAUGAUCCUUGCUCUUUCGGCCUUGGCCUGCUUCGGCCAUUGACCGCGUUCGCCAUUUGUGCGAUAAUACCAGACUACCAGUAGAGUGGCUCGAGACGUUACAAUGAUGGGAUUAAUGAUUCCUGUCAGGAGCCAUCCUAAUUUGGGUUCCACAGCCAGAGCUUGACAUACGUGAUUAGCAACGUAAUAAGUGAGGACCCGGGGAUGCAGGCCUGAUUGCGUUGGUCAUUGGGGUGGCUAUCAGGUUUGGACACAAGA
Parathielavia appendiculata is the source of this 677-nucleotide messenger RNA. RefSeq lists its product as uncharacterized. NCBI's taxonomy places the organism in Eukaryota, Fungi, Ascomycota, Sordariomycetes, Sordariales, Chaetomiaceae. The record is from RefSeq and is a predicted model, not a curated record. The transcript has 2 exons. Bases 188 to 418 code for a protein of 76 amino acids.